UUAAAAUAAAAUGGGUUGUUGAUCGUCAAACCAGGAAGAAGCAAAGAGUCCGAGAGGAGCUAGGAGGGAGAACCCUCGUCCUCCAAGACCUCAGAGAGAAGCCCCUAGGAACCCUGCUAGAGGAGGUGGGAAUCGCCCUAAUGCGGUACCUUACUACGGCACAUUGGACAAAAUUGAGAAAAUUAUUCCUGAUACCAUGACUGGAGAAGGCAUCAAGCAAACAGAGGCCUUCACUGUCGAUCUCACUGAGGAUCAGUACAAAAAGUGGAAAGACCAGUUCUGGGAAACCAGAGCUGAAGGCUCCGAGUGGGUCUGGAACAUUCUAAAAGAAGCUGUAGACUUACAAGCUGAUGAAGCCAAAGAGCUUCUCAAGAACAAUGACAUUAAGUACGAGUCAAGACUUGGCAUGAAGAUGUGAUAUGACCAGACCGGCAAGAGCUACGUUCUCCCUCCUGCUAUCAUUAAUGAGCCUGUUGGCUAUGGCGAAGACCUUGAGAAGAAGCGGUUAGAAGAAGUCAAAGCCCCAAAAGACGAGAAAACCUUAACUCUGAUCCUUCGGAAUGCAUCCAAAUUCGAUGACGAUGAGGUUGAGAUCAGCGACCAUUCCACAGUCUUAGAACUCAAAGAAAAAUACGCAGAUUUAAAGGAUGUUGACAAUAUCAAAUAGAAUAAGACUUCUAUACUACGGACGAGAACUUAAGAACAAUUAUAACCUAUACCAUUAUGACAUCAAUGAGGAGAUCAUCUUAAUUGCAGUGAUCAACCACGAUUUGGAGAUUUCUGAAGAUUAAUCCCCCAAAGAAUAAGACUUUAGCCAAAGAAGGUUCACCGGAAGUAAUGGUCCUGUGUACAAGCAAAUAUACUAUAUGAACCUUGGACUGCACAAUUUUAGUUUCCAAUGGUAGCUUUCUCAAAGCAGCUCUGUAAAUAAAGAAUACUUUCGGCUAAAUAAUCCU
Molecule: messenger RNA, 956 nt
Organism: Moneuplotes crassus
Lineage: Eukaryota; Ciliophora; Spirotrichea; Euplotida; Euplotidae
Source: the annotation of a GenBank genome assembly